UGGUAACACUGCUUAGAGUAUUCAGGAUUAUUAGUGGUUACACUGUUUUUGGGAAUGGUGCCAAUGUUAUCAUUAGCGGUAGAGAUAAAUUUGAGAUUACAAUAUUAGGCGACCUCAGUUAUUCCCCUACCGUUUGAUAAGUUAUCCUUCAUGUCCGGUAAUACAGGAAAAUUAACUAUGAUAGUUCUUAUUUGCUACAACAUCGUGUCUACGUGUUUUAUACAUUACAGUAUAGGCUCUUAAAAGAAACGUGCCAGGAAAUAGAUAUGGGAGGUCAUGCAGUGGUGGUAUGGGAAUGGGAAAAUAGACAAGGGCGAUGGCGUCCAUACAGCCCUGAAGUUAGUCAGUUGCUGGAGCGAGCGCAUUCCAAACGCCUAACAAGAGUGAUGUUAAGCGAUGCUGACCCAUCAUUAGAGAAGUACUAUAUCAAUCUGCGCACUUGCCAACAGUGCUCAGAAGACGCAGGAACCAGUAUUCCUCACAGUGUUCGUCGUGUAUGUUACCCUACUGAGUCACCUGCUGCAAAGGGUGCUAAGUGGGAAUGGCAAGGCGACUGUCCCUCAGACUGGCAUGUGUAUGACAUGGAAGUCCAAUGUUUGAUUGAAGCAGCAUGGGCUAAGGGGGACCAAACCAUAGAUGUAAGCAAGACCUACCUCGGAGUACCUUACAUUAUCAACUUCUGCAAUCUCACUCAGGUUAGGAACAAUACUGGAUUUGUAAGGAACAUUAGGAGGGUUCAGCAAGCUCCUUACCCAUGGGUCAAGAUUACUAAUGAUGAUUUUAACAUGAUGACUACACGGAGGUCGAACAAGGUUAUAUCUUCUGGCAGUACAAAUGCGGCAGAUCGAUCUCAUUCUAAUGGCUUGAAAAAAUCUAAUCAUUCUAGCAAGAAGGGAACGAAGAAGUCAAAGAACAGUAGUGAUAAUCAUGGGAACAUUGCCAGAACAAUCCUCAGCAAUCUCAAUAUUUUUAGCCAUGCUAACAAAGGUUCAGAAAGCCAACAGCAGCCUGCAAUGAGCUGUCAGGAACCACCGAAUGAGAAUGGUGAGCAGGCCAAGGCUAAUAGUAGAAGCAGUUCAUUAUUGGACGCAGAUUCAAGCAGCACUAAGAGUGGUCGUCGCCCGUCACUUGAUACUGUGUCCACUUACCUCAGCCAUGAUUCAGAGCAUAAGCUCAAGGUAGAUUUACUGGAUACCAGCAUAGGCAGUGAUGAUGUCUUCAUCAUCAAUAAAAAGCCUUCAUCGCAAACACAACAAGGUGCUAUAAUUGGUACAGAUGCUGCUAGCUCAGAGAUAUGCCGGUACGUGCGUACUUGCGAAGGUCCACCAGGUGGGGAUUGCCCAAUAUGCCUUUCCCCUCUGAGCCAGGGCAUAGCUGUUUUACUUUCCCGCUGUCAUCAUCUUCUUCAUUUAGAUUGUCUAAAUCUCAUGCUCACGUCACAACCCAAUUUUCCUCAGUGGUUAUACAUCGAGUGCCCUCUAUGCCACGAGAUAUAUGGUGAGAAGCGUGGAAAUCAGCCCCGAGGUUCAAUGGAGUGGACAUUAGUUAGCCCUCAGCUCCCGAGUCGUUCAAAUCCAGUAUCACUAAUACAGAUCACAUACCAGGAUGAUGCUUUAAUAGAAUGUACUGCUCAAAAAUGGUUUGCCAAAUUUCGUUCUGGAGGUACGAGUCUCGAAGAUACACCCAGCAGCGGUCGGCCCACCGAGGUUGAUUCGAAUGAUAUCAAGGCUCUAAUAGAACAAGACCGGUCGCUACAGGUGGCUUGGGAGCGAAGACUUGUAUUUACAGUCGGCAGAUCGCUAACUACAGGCCGUGAAGAUGUGAUUACCUGGAAUGGCAUUCAUCAUAAGACAGAGCCGAGUGCUGCGCUUGAACCUAACUUCUUGGACAAUUGCAUCAAGGAAUUGGCUCUCCUUGGUGUCACCAACUGAAACGUGUUUGGCUAUAAGAACACUCUUUCAGUGCCAGCAAGAAGUUGAGAUUAUAUACCUUCAUUCCUAGAAAUUAUCUUUGGGUGUCGUCAUCAUAACUUUCAUUGCAAAUAAAAUAAUUUGUUUUAUUCUAUUUUAUUAUAUAAAAAAAGUAUUAUUCAUAGUAAAAAAUAUAUAUAUAUUCUGCAGAGUAACUUAGUUAAUUUGAAUUUUAUGUAUGUUGUGUUUAAAGAUAGCUUUGUGCUAAGAUAUUUUGUUUAGAUUUUAGUCAAGCUGAAUAUCUUCUGAUUGGAUCAGUUGGUUUUCAGUUUCUUAAAUGCUUUAAUAUUUGUUAUGAGUAUUUUAUAAUUAUAUUCCUUUAGUAAAUUAUAUUUCUAUUAUAAUGGUAAAUGAUAGGGUGUUCAACCAUUUCUAAUCUUGCCAAGUUUAUGAAUAAUUCUGUUAUUAUAAAUGUGAUAUAACAAUUAGUUCUACUGUACCUCAAUUAGAACUAAUCACUUGGUGACAUUAUUAAAAAUAUUUAAGGAGAUUAUCUGUGCCUUAGGACGCCGUCAUCAAUAGCAUGGAUACAUUAGUUUUAAGUUUAAGUGAAAAUCACUAAAUGUAAAAGACCAAUGCUUUUGUGCCUCAACUGCAAUAAUACUGAGGGAACCACUGCCAGUUCCUUGCCAACAUCUACAGUUCCUAGAUCUAUGUGGCAUUUAUUAAUGUGUACCUCAGAAAAGAUUUUAACUAUUUGAAUUAUUUUUAUUUUAUAAAAUAUAGUGACAAAGUUAGAUUAUUAAUAUAUUUAAAAAUAUACAUAUAUAUUUAUAUCUUUAAUGGAAUGUAUAUACUCUAUAUUGAAAGUAUUAUAUAUUUUAUUAUAAUAUUUAAUUGUGUGUCAAAAUCUUAUUAUGUCAAACAUUUGUUAUAUAAUUUUUUUAAUAUUUAUGUAACCCAUUAGAUAGAUAUUUUUAUAAUUAUUUUAUUAAAUUAAUUUUUUACUUUAUAUAAACACAUCACUUCCAGCAUUUGGAAAUAAAUAUUUGUUAUACUUUUGAA
This is a messenger RNA of Nezara viridula (southern green stink bug), 2975 nucleotides long. NCBI's taxonomy places the organism in Eukaryota, Metazoa, Arthropoda, Insecta, Hemiptera, Pentatomidae. The record is from the annotation of a GenBank genome assembly.